This is a messenger RNA of Helobdella robusta, 1176 nucleotides long. RefSeq lists its product as hypothetical. Bases 36 to 923 code for a protein of 295 amino acids. NCBI's taxonomy places the organism in Eukaryota, Metazoa, Annelida, Clitellata, Rhynchobdellida, Glossiphoniidae. The transcript has 6 exons. Gene Ontology annotation, molecular function: transcription coregulator activity. Gene Ontology annotation, biological process: regulation of transcription by RNA polymerase II. Gene Ontology annotation, cellular component: core mediator complex; mediator complex. The record is from RefSeq and is a predicted model, not a curated record.
AGAUUGAAUUGAAGAAGUUUUCAAUCAAGCAAAAAAUGGAGCCCGAACAAAAAGUCAGCACCAGAAUGGUUCUUCUUGCUCUUUUGGAAGAUAUUGAAAUUGUCUCAAAAGAGUUGCUUGAGUACAUGGGGUCCAGCAGGCAGACGAAGCAGGACGACAUGGACCCCACUCAACUCAUCAACCUCCUCAAACAAAAGGAUAUUGAAUUUCAGGAAUGCAUGAGAACUGCGAGGGAGCAGGGAGAGAUUCAGAAGGAGAUAGACGAGUUGAGGCUGGAAGUCGACCGAAGAGAUGCCUACAUCAGACAACUUCAGAAAAAUCUCAAGGAGGCUGAGGAACUUCUCUUGACGAUGACGUACGAGGCGAAGUUGAAGUUGAAGUCGAUCCAGCAGGCGAACGGCAGGAAGAUCUCAUCUGAGGAACUCAUCAAAUAUGCACACAAGAUCAGUGCAAGUAACUCCGUGGCAUGUCCAUCCAGCUGGGCACCUGGUGACCCACGAAGACCAUACCCGACGGAGGUGGACAUGAGACAGGGUCUACUUUACACUGACUACAACAACAAGAUGAUUCCUGGGCUAUCUCAGUUCAAUGACAGACAAUUAGGUGGGCAGUACCAACAGAUGGGAGGAGCCAACAACAUGGGAGCUGUAGGAAGUGGUUCACUGACAUGGCAACCAAGUGCCGAGGUACAGAGCACGCUGCUCAACAGACUUCCAUCCAGCGUCGAACCGACGACUCCAAAUAGCGGCAGCAACACAGCCAACAACAUGAGGAUGUUGCGCGACUACUCGACUCCGCAGCAACAAAUUGUUCUGCAACAACAGCAGCAGUUGCAGCAACAACAACAACACGACCAGAACAACAAAGAUGAGGUUGAGUUGAUGUCCUCUGACUCCAGUAGCAGCAGCUCCAGUGAUGAAUGAUCUGAUCUUAUCACCGUCGUCUCCAUCGUUCUCACCUUCAUUUGUAUAAUAAACGAUUCAUCUUUUCAUCUUCAUUUUCGCCAUCAUCACUUCAAAUCAAUCGAUAAAUGAGACUUUUCUUCUUUCCUUCUUUUCUUCUUUCCAUCAUUGUCUCCUCCAUCAAUAUAAACUCUGAUUGAUUAUUUAUUUCAUUAAUUUUAUCUUUCUAAUCGUCAUCAUUCGUUCAAAAAGGAAUAAACUGCAAUGUUAUUGU